Messenger RNA from Podarcis raffonei (Aeolian wall lizard), 1922 nucleotides. RefSeq names its product protein phosphatase 1 regulatory subunit 15B (gene PPP1R15B). The record is from RefSeq and is a predicted model, not a curated record. The transcript is spliced from 2 exons. Gene Ontology annotation, biological process: response to endoplasmic reticulum stress. The coding region runs from base 402 to 1865 and encodes 487 amino acids. NCBI's taxonomy places the organism in Eukaryota, Metazoa, Chordata, Lepidosauria, Squamata, Lacertidae. Gene Ontology annotation, molecular function: protein phosphatase regulator activity. Gene Ontology annotation, cellular component: protein phosphatase type 1 complex; endoplasmic reticulum.
GAGCCGCCGACUGCUAUCUAGCUUCCCCGGAUGUUACUCGAAGCGCCACCCGGCCUUUAAUCUUCCCUUUUCAGGUGACAAGAAGAGACGCUUUUUUCGCUUCCGCGCUUGCUGAGGGGGGCUGCGUGUGCGCCUGCGCUCGGUAAAGGAGGGGUCUUCCCGCCCAGCGGCCUAACUGCUGCGCCCUUCUCUCGCCGCCAUCUUGUUCCUCUCGCUUCAAACCAGCGACUCCCAUCCAGCCCCGAAGCGGCCGCCGGUCUCCACCGGGAAGGAACAUGGCGUGGCCGAAGCCGGGGAGAAGCCACCGCCGCGUCCUCAGCCAUCCCCGAAAGGCCUCCGGAGCGGCCGGGCGACGCGGGGCUGAAGCGCUGAGGUGAGCAGCCCUGGGCGCACCCGUCACCAUGGAGCCGAGCAGGGAGCGGGAGCAGGCGGCCCCUCGCCUCGGCGCUCUCCCGACCGCCUUGCCGCCGCCGCAACCGGAGGCCGACGCCCCGUUCUCGCUGCUGCGGCUCUUCUCGCAGCUGCUGCAGCGCCUCGUGCCGGGCCAGGCCGCUCCGCUCUUCUGGCUCCAGUCGGAGGCCCACGCCACAGGGCUGCCGCCGCUGAUCGCCGUCCAGCACCAGCUGCGCCUGGUCGCCUCCUCCUCCUCCACCUACGUGCUCGGCGCUGCAGACAAGGGCUCCCUGCCGGGCCCUCUCAGCGCUGCUUGGGAAGAGCUGCCCGAGCCCCGCUCCGCGCUCUCCAAGCUCCCCGAGAUCCUCCAGCAGGUGCAUCUGCGCGGGAGCAAGGCCGGGCUCGGCGUGCAGGACCCCGACGGCGGCUACUAUAGCUUGGAGGUAGAGGAGCAGCAGCAGCAGCGGGACUCCUGGGCCCCGAAAGACUCGUUGCCUGCGGAUGGCCGUGAGGAGGAAGCUCAGGAGCACCCAGGCUCCGGGGAUGCCUGCGGGCGUCCUGGUGCGGGGGAUCCGUGCGGGGAGGAGGGUCUUUCCGAGGCCCCGUCCGACUCGGACUCGGACAUAGAGCAAGAUAUCCCUGUGGUGACUAGGCCUGCGUGUCCUAACAAACUGAUCGAUUAUAUCCUAGGGGGUGCUUGCAGCGGGGAGGAGAGCGAUGGGGAGGAAGAAGGCUCGGGCGGUGAAGGGGAUGAAGACGACGACGACGACGGGUUUGACAGCGAAGGCUCCCUUUCCGAAUCCGAUGCCGCCAGCCAGGAUGGGGAAAACAUUCACUUGUGGAACUCCUUUUGUAGCCUAGAUCCUUACGAUCCUCGGAAUUUCACAGCAGCUGUUCGAACUGCUGGGAACACACCCGAGGAAGCGCCUCCUGUUGAGUCAGAGGAGGUGGAGGAUACUUCCUCGUGGACUGAAAGUUCCUGGGAGGAAGAUGAGUGGGAGUCCAGCAGCGUGGAUGAAUCGGAAAACUUGAAAUUGUGGAACUCUUUCUGUAACGCUGAGGAUCCUUACAACCCUUUCAACUUCAAGGCACAGUUUCAGACUGCAGAAAAGAAAGGGAAAAGUGGCUUGAAAGGACCGACAGGGGCAGGCCUUGGACCCUCUCAAUGUAGCAUCUUACUUAGCUGUCAAGUGCACCUGAUCGAUAACAGAGACACUGAGGUUCCGGAAAAUGUGAAGCAUAGUGUCCUUUCUAGAGGAAAGUGUAAGAAGAAGAAAAAGGUGACCUUCCUUGAAGAAGUUACUGAGUAUUAUGUGAGCAAUGAGGAAGAUCGGAAAGGACCCUGGGAAGAAUUUGCACGUGAUGGGUGCCGGUUCCAUAAACGAAUUCAAGAAACUGAGGCUGCUAUUGGAUAUUGCUUAACAAUGGAGCACAGGCAGCGAAUAUUUAAUAGACUCCAGGAAAUGUUGUGAAAUUAUGUUUUCUAGCACCUUAAUAAAGUAUAAAAAUAAAAGGGUAAUGCAUUUUAA